Papilio polytes (common Mormon) is the source of this 1211-nucleotide messenger RNA. RefSeq names its product vitellin-degrading protease-like. Lineage: Eukaryota; Metazoa; Arthropoda; Insecta; Lepidoptera; Papilionidae. Gene Ontology annotation, molecular function: serine-type endopeptidase activity. Gene Ontology annotation, biological process: proteolysis. The coding region runs from base 7 to 885 and encodes 292 amino acids. The record is from RefSeq and is a predicted model, not a curated record. The transcript has 5 exons.
GUAUAUAUGCACUUACUUAAACAGAAAUGUAAUCAAGAGCGUCCAAGUGAUUGCUACGAAAUGUUCAAAAUAAUAAUAAUUUUCACUGCUGGUGUUGUGGCGUCAGUGCCAACAAUAAAAACAAAAGAAGAUGUAAGGAUCGUUGGCGGAGAAGAUAUAGAGAUAACAUCAGCACCGUAUCAGAUAUCGCUAGUGAAAUAUGGUAGACAUUCGUGUGGAGGAUCUAUAAUUGCUGUUGAUACGAUUAUAACAGCAGCACAUUGCGUUAUCAAUUCCGCUCCUCAAGAAUAUUCAGUCCGUGUUGGUUCAUCGUCAUACGAGAAAGGCGGAAAACUUUAUCCAGUGAGUGAUUUACUCUGGCAUCCAAAUUUCACUUACAACAAAAUGGACAGCGACGUAGCAAUAAUCUCACUAUCUAGACCUUUAAUAUUCAACGACGGUAUCGCUCCUAUUGACCUGAUAAAUAAAGACGAAGAAAUUGAAGACGGCGAUAUGACAAUGGUAUCUGGAUGGGGAAAUUUGCGAGAAGGUGGUGGCUAUCCUACAAAAUUACAAAUGGUACUCGUACCAAAGGUGAAUUCAAAUGAAUGCAGUAAAGCUUACUCGCCGAUGUAUAACAUAACGUCAACUAUGCUGUGCGCUGGAGUACCCGAAGGUGGCAAAGAUGCGUGUCAAGGCGACAGCGGUGGUCCAAUGGUCCACAAUGGAAGGUUAGUUGGCGUUGUAUCGUGGGGUUUGGGCUGCGCUCGACCUAACUUCCCGGGUGUCUACGCUAAGGUGUCUGCUCUUAGAGGCUGGAUUGAUGAGAGCGUAACAUAUUUACGUCGUAAACAUUUAUUUAGACCGUUCCCAUUUCUUGUAUUAGAUAAGUUAUUUAAAUUAUAGACAUUUGAUUAACAUAAUGAUUCAAUUUACGUCACGUCAGACGUCACGUCUGUGGCCAUUUAUAGCGGGCGUAUACCUCUGACUAACCUAUCGCAUAACUGUUUUGCGACUGUCGAUUGUUUCGCAGCCAAGUCAACUGUUUAAUUGAACAACUAAAAAUCGAAUAAGCUCAUAGGAAUCAAAGCAAGACUAAACAGUUGUGCGAUAGUUUAGUUUCAGGUGUGCGUAUGCUCAAUAUUAUUCUGAAAGAAAUGAUAAACGUUUAUUCGACAAAAAAUUCUAUCAAUUAUAUAUUAAAUAAUAUUUAGAUAGUUAACUGGAUAUGC